Molecule: messenger RNA, 657 nt
Organism: Clavispora lusitaniae ATCC 42720
Lineage: Eukaryota; Fungi; Ascomycota; Pichiomycetes; Serinales; Metschnikowiaceae
Gene: CSH3
Product: Csh3p
Biological process (GO): endoplasmic reticulum to Golgi vesicle-mediated transport
Cellular component (GO): endoplasmic reticulum membrane
Source: RefSeq, a predicted model, not a curated record
AUGGCUUACAAAGACAUUGUCCCCGUGGGCACGGGUCUUAUCAUUUGCGCAACCUCGUUUGCGUUGGGUGUCAUCUACGCCAACUUGCCUUACGAUUAUUUCACGUUGUGGACUUUCGAUCCCAAUGGCAUUGAACGUUCGGUGGCACACUAUAGUGCAUGGGCCAAUGCCCCAAUGAGAGUGCACCACAUCUUGCAUGUGGUAGCCCUUUUGGGCUUGAGCGGCUGUUUCAUCAAGUUGUACAAGCCCCACCCUGAAAUCAAGUACUUUGAGUAUGGAACGUUGGGUUUGAUGAUGGUGGCUAUCGUUAUUUACUUGACCAACUUGAGAAUUGGCGUCAACAGUGCCUUGACCGGCUUGUGGGGCGACGUGGACAUGGCAACGGGUAUCAAUGUGAUGGCCGCGUCGCAGUUCAUGAUGGUGGUGGCGUUGUUUGGUGUCUUGAUCUUGCAAGGUGGCUUGUACUAUGCCGAAUGGUAUGACAAGAAGAUCCAGCAUGAGUUCCUUGAGAAGGAGAGAGCCAGAGCCGAGGCCAGAGCCGAGGCUGCUGCUGACGCUGAAACCAAGGAGGUGCCAUCGGCCACUGCUUCUGGCGCUGAACCUAAGAAGACCGAGGUGAAGAAGACCGAGAAGAAGAAGUCGAAGAAGAAAGCUUAG